AGCAUGAGCCGAACCGCCUACACUGUGGGAGCUCUGCUUCUCCUCUUGGGGACCCUGCUGCCGGCUGCCGAAGGGAAAAAGAAAGGGUCCCAAGGGGCCAUCCCCCCUCCAGACAAGGCGCAACACAAUGACUCGGAGCAGACUCAGUCACCCCCGCAGCCGGGAUCCAGGAACCGCGGGCGGGGCCAGGGCCGGGGCACCGCCAUGCCCGGGGAGGAGGUGCUGGAGUCCAGCCAGGAGGCCCUGCAUGUGACCGAGCGCAAAUACCUGAAGCGAGACUGGUGCAAGACGCAGCCGCUGAAGCAGACCAUCCACGAGGAAGGCUGUAACAGCCGCACCAUCAUCAACCGCUUCUGCUACGGCCAGUGCAACUCCUUCUACAUCCCGCGGCACAUCCGGAAGGAGGAAGGCUCCUUCCAGUCCUGCUCCUUCUGCAAGCCCAAGAAAUUCACCACCAUGAUGGUCACGCUCAACUGCCCUGAACUGCAGCCACCCACCAAGAAGAAGAGGGUCACACGUGUGAAGCAAUGUCGUUGUAUAUCCAUCGAUUUGGAUUAAGCCAGCACACCCAGCCUGUCCUGGGGAUGCAGC
Trichechus manatus latirostris (Florida manatee) is the source of this 591-nucleotide messenger RNA. It is a transcript of the gene GREM1, whose product is annotated as gremlin 1, DAN family BMP antagonist. Gene Ontology annotation, molecular function: BMP binding; receptor ligand activity. The transcript has a single exon. Lineage: Eukaryota; Metazoa; Chordata; Mammalia; Sirenia; Trichechidae. The record is from RefSeq and is a predicted model, not a curated record. Gene Ontology annotation, biological process: animal organ morphogenesis. The coding region runs from base 4 to 558 and encodes 184 amino acids.